Messenger RNA from Trichobilharzia szidati, 4325 nucleotides. NCBI's taxonomy places the organism in Eukaryota, Metazoa, Platyhelminthes, Trematoda, Strigeidida, Schistosomatidae. The record is from the annotation of a GenBank genome assembly.
CUUAAAAUGAGUAUGUGUUACUGCGCGUGCUAUUGAGUUUCAUCUCAUGACUCCCCUUAAAUGCAUGUGCUACCAUACUUCAUAGUUAUUAUUAUCGAAAUUAUUUAUAUGCUUGGAGCAACUGUUAAUUUCAAUGGACGAUUUAAUUCCAGUGAAUUGAACAACUCUUAUUUCUGUCGAACUAUAUCAAAGAAUACAAGUUCUAAUAACAAAUUCAAAAAUGUUUUUGAUGAAAUAGUAGAGUAUAAGCUCCUUAAGCAACUAUUAUACAGUGUAAAUGAAAUUCCUGUGAAUUUUAUAAGAUUGAACAAGCAUUUAUUGUCAGAAUGCAUGAAACAAGAUGGCAUUGGUGACACGGAUAUCUACAUAUACGCAAUGUUGUUUUAUAAUGAUCUUGAGAAACUGUACAGAAUGCUGCCUGGCAAAAUAUCUUUCGAAAUGGUUGAUCAGUAUCUACAACGCCUCAUGAUCUCUAUCUUGACUACAGAAGCAAAUAGCAGAAAUCUCGGCCUCUCACCUGACAGUCUAAGGACAUGUUUUCAAAGCAACAGGCUUUUUGCGCACUCUGUUAACAUAUUCGGAGAUCAGUCCUAUGAAUGGUUUAAAUCAUUUAGUCAAGGUGUCAAGCAUUAUCAGAGAAUUCACAGGAUGUUACAACUGACGUUGAAUGUCCUGGAUUCAGGUCCUAGUGGUUCAUGUCAAGCUGGUAUACGAAAGCUUAGCUUGGGCUGCCCGGAUACAGAUCGCUGUUUUGGAACUGUCGUCAAGCAAGAAUGUUCAACUCCAUGUUCGAGUUACUGCACAAAUAUAAUUCGUGGUUGUUUAACUCCACCUGUCUUGUUUGCCCCAAAACAAAUUGCUUAUCUUGAUAUGAAGUUAUUAUGGAAUUAUAAGAGUCAAGUGCACUUUAAUGAUCUGGUAGCGUCAUUAAAUGCUACCAAUUUGUACACACUUCUAAGAGAAGGACUCAAAAAUGUCGAAAAAAACGUCCCAACACUCAAAAUUAAGCUUCAACAAUUCUGUCGAGGAAGCAAAUUACAAAGUACUGCAGUCUCCUCAAGUGCAUCUUAUCAAAACAACGUUUUACUAAAUGAGAUGAAGACUGUAUAUGAUAUGAAUUUCAGUGUAGAAUACAAUAAAAUGAUAGAUUUUAUAAAAACAACUGAAAAGGAGUUGAACUCCUUGAUUAACAAAGUGGAUAAUUUGAAAAAAUACAUAAAUAGGAUUGAACUAUUCUAUUGCUCCGAAGGAAAUGAAUAUAUGUGCUGGAAUGGAUCAUCAUUUGAUCGGUACACUAGGAAAGUUUCAGAUUUUUCAAUAAACAGUCAAAUGAGCAACCCAGAAAUAAUAAUAACAAGCGAAGACUUACAAUUUCGUUUGCCUCAAGAAAUGCAUGUGCGAAGAAGGACAGAAGCUAAAGGCAGCUAUCCCAAGAUGAAUGUAGGAAGUGAAAUUCCAUCAUCCAACUUGGUAAUCAGUCAAACCAGCUCCAAACUGGAAAAUGAAUUUACCGCAGAAUCAAGCGGUAUGCAUCCUCAGUUCUCGCUUACUGAACUUGAUAUGUUUCAAAUGAAUACUUAUUACGACGACGGAAAUCCCUCAAAAGUGUUUAGUGAUUCUAAUGGCAGACAAGAAAAUAAUGAUAUUUCUUCAGAUGACUUGAUUAAUCGAGCUGUGAGCCAAGGAUGUCCUGUGGAUGAUGAAGACUGUCAGUUACAUUUUACUGAUAUCCCUCUUGAGGAAAAGGAUAACAGUGAAGGUAAUGGAUAUUCUACAUCACAUGAUGUAUCGUUGGAUUCAGAAAGAAAUUCUCGAGGUAUUUAAAUUUCAUAUCAAAUGAUUAAGUAACUGAGAUUUUUAAUUUCAGAGAACAAUUAGCAUUUUGGUUGCUUUCAUUGAGAUUCACCUAGGAAAUAUUGCCAAUUUUUCCUGAGCGUUUCCCAGCACACAAUCUAUCAUAAAGUCGUAGUUGUCAUUCUUUGAUUCGACACAGAAACAUUUAGUUGGCUGAACACAGGGAAUUGAACUUAGCAAGAAAUGUGGUUUAUCACUUCUGAGUAUGCUAGUGGAAUAUGGACUAACCCGCUACUUAAGACUAAUUUAACAACGUAGUGUUGUUGUGAUAUAUGUUCACAGGCUAUUCUUAAUCUUUCUUCAAUAUCAUCCAAAUUUUCGUAUCAUUGAUUUUAGGUAGUUUCACUUAAUUAUGAGAUAAACUGGUAUAACUGGCAAGUGGAUGAAGAAUAACUUUUCACACUUAAUAUUUUACUUUUGAUGCAACCUUGUGAACUAAUUUCGUAAAAGCCAUAAUCUGCGAUUUGUGCUGCAAUUAAAACUUUAUUUGACAAAUUUAAUACUAAAUUUUCCCACCUUUGACCAAUGAUUGUUAUUUUGGAGUGUUAGCAACUGGCAAAAUAAUUUCUUAAUAGCUACUGUUAUCAUGAAAGUAUUUAUGGUGUUACGCAUGACUUCGAUUAUAUACUAAGUAAAGGUGUGUGAUUUAUCAGUCCUGCUUAAUCAAAAUUUCCAAAGUAAUAAAAAUGUCUUUUUAAAUGUCAGUCUAUGCUUCAAAUGCAUUAGAAAAUGUUACACUGCUUAAAUAUUUGUGCUGACUGUAUUGAAAUACUUGCCUGAUAAAGAUUUAAGGACAAUAUCGGGCAGGUUUCCUCCUGAGUAUCGUGUACAUAUCCGUAGACGUAUUAUCAGUAGUUUUCUCCACUGAUGAAUAAGGUAAUAUUUGUAAUUCAUUAUAAUAAAGGCUUUUUGUAUUUCCCAACGAAUGUAAAACAAAACGGUAUUGGAAUCCAUAUUGUCUGAAUAGGAAUGAUGGACUGAAACAGAAUUUGACCUGGUUACAAUACCUCCCCAUGAAGUGACAAAGUCAACACGAAUGUGAUAAGCAAUUUCAUUAUGUAAGCACACGCUGCUUUUAUAAUUUUACACACUGAUCAAAUCCGACAAUCCACACCUGAUUUUGUUAUCUUUACCAAUAGGCCAAUUUGACAAAGGAAAAAUGACAUCAUGCUGAAGAAGGAUGAUUAAGUUGUUAUAUAUAAGCUUAGAUUUUGCAAAUUCUGGUUUAAUAAUACUUUGAUAAAGCUAUUAGAAUUAAAUAGCGAAACACCAGUGAAAACAAUAUCGUUUUGUUUUUCAUUCAUUGAAAAAUACAAAAUCCUUUAUUACAAUGAAUAUCGCAUACCCAGUGCCCACAUUUUUCAAACUGUUAAAAGUGAACUUGGUUUGGACAUAUGUAACAUUGGUAAGCCUAAUAUUUUAGGUGCACCGACGAAGAUAAAUGCAUUGAUAAAGAAAAUGGUUAAUGAUCAGUAAACUUAACGCCUGUUUAUGCAGUAACCUGAUUAUAGAGUUUUCUGAAAGAUUUUUUUCUAAGAACUGUGAAUCACUCCUCCUUAUUUAAUUGUCAGUUUGGAAUAGGAUGAGAUUUAUUAUUUUAGAUAUGUAAGAGUAAUUCCUAUGAGACAUACUUUUACUCAAAUUUUCGUUCACUGGUGAAAUUUUAUCAUAAUUGCUUAUUUUUUUUGUAGAUAACCAGUUGAGUGGAAAUAAAAUUACGAUGGAAACACAGCUGAAUAACCUGAAAAUAUCUAACACCUCGAAAACUCUGAAAUCUGAAAAGCAGAUUAAUUCUGUGAACAAGAUAUCUACGAGUUUGAUGGUUAUUAUAUGCACCACACUGGUAAACUUUGUUUGUUUCCAUAAUGUUUAGUCUCUAAAAAGACUGAAUUUCACUGUAAAUAGACUGUUUUAGUAGCUUUUUCUAUAUGCUUUGUAUUCUUCUUCCUAAUUUUUAUUAUUCUUGGCAUAAAAGCAAAAUCUAUUCUGUUUGUUACACGUGCAUAAUUCCUACGACGUUAAUCUACACAUAUAUGAUGUGUUCAUAAACAUUUCUAACCUAACCGUUGAUUGGUUUAAAAGGUUGACUUUUCUAUGCAUUUCUCUACACUUCGCUUUAAUUUCGGAUGCAUUCUUGGCAUGAUUUCCCAUCUCAGUUUCUUAAAUGCCCUCAUUCUUCCUUUCUACAAAAAUUCUAUGUACUGCAUUACUGUCUGAUUUCAGGUUUCACCUGCCUUGAUGCGAUCAUGUGCUGGUGUGCUUUUUUAAACAGAAUAACUUACUGCAGAUACUCAUAAUAAACUUUAAAACUACGUAAGGUUAUCCACAUAUUGAACAUAACUGAUCCAAGUAUAUCAUCGUCUGUGUUAUGAUAUAUAUAUUUUUAUAUAAGGUGGUACAGAAUUAUUCUAAAAGGUUUGUGUUUAAGAUAACUCGACUUCGUGUAAAUACAUGUUCCUCAAAAUCAGUGA